Mytilus trossulus (common blue mussel) is the source of this 1289-nucleotide messenger RNA. RefSeq lists its product as uncharacterized. The record is from RefSeq and is a predicted model, not a curated record. NCBI's taxonomy places the organism in Eukaryota, Metazoa, Mollusca, Bivalvia, Mytilida, Mytilidae. Gene Ontology annotation, biological process: protein monoubiquitination. The transcript has a single exon. Gene Ontology annotation, molecular function: protein binding; zinc ion binding; ubiquitin protein ligase activity. Bases 1 to 1257 code for a protein of 418 amino acids.
AUGGCGUUUGCAAGUUCAAUACAAAAAGGUCAAAUUCCAGUUGGAUGUCAGUUAUGUGAAGGUGGAAAUAAGAUUAAAUGGAAAUGUAUUACAUGUGACUCCCUCAUGUGUGACAAGUGUAAGAAUGGGGUCCAUCUAAAGAUUGGAAAAGACCAUAAAAUUCUGAAUAUAAAUGACAUAGGAAAACAAGAGGUGUCAAAGGACACAAUUAUAUUCAGUGAAGUCAAAUGUGAUGAACAUUCUAACCAAGCUUGCUGUCUAUUCUGCAAUACUUGUAAUAAACUGAUCUGUUUCAAGUGUAUCACUAAAGUUCAUAAUGGACAUGAGUUAAUUGAAGAAGAAGACUAUAAUAAAGGCAAAGUAGAACUGAAGCCAAAACAGAAGAGUGAAAUUAAGUUAGAAAUAUCCAAAGUUUAUACAACAGAUCUUAACAAUAUUCACUAUAUAGCCGUAUGUUCGGAUGGUACUAUGUGGAUGGAGGAUGGUACCAGAUCAAAGUUACAACACGUCAAACUUAGGGAGAUUAGAACUGAAGUUAUAACAAGUCUAAGCACUAGGAUUUAUGGAAUGGCAAAAACUCAUUCAAAUAACAUUCUUGUUGUAACAGAGACUAAACUCCAACUAAUCAACACCAUGACAGGGGAGAUAACUGAUUCCAGGUAUGAUGUAAAACCAUUGAUACCAACCAGUAUCCAUGUGACCAGUGAUCAUAGAGUCAUCAUAGGAGCCAGGUCUGGAGGUAAGGCAUUCCCUGUCACAGGAAGACGUGUAGUUAUUGUGAUGGAUCAGGAUGGAAAACAACUAAAGGAAUAUGAACAUGACAAUCAUAACAAACCAUUAUUCACCUACCCUGUAAGUGUGACCUGUACCAGUACUGGUAACAUCUGUGUGGUGGAUGGGUUAGAUUAUGAUGACAGAGGUAGAGUGGUAGUGUUAUCACCAGGAGGAGACAUUCUAGGAACUUACACUGGUCACCCUGAUGUCAACACUGAGGAGAAACCAUUUACACCUGUAGGAAUACUAACGACACCAUUAGAUAAUAUUAUUGUUACUGAGGCGAGAAAUCAUUUAUUACAUAUUCUGAGUGACCAAGGACAAAGUAUUACCUACUACAACCUCCGUGACAUAGGAAUCUUACGUCCAUACUCCCUUGCUCUAUCCUCAUCAGGAACUAUAUUUAUAGGAUGUGUUAGUAAGAGUGGAAGUCCAGACACUACUAAGGCCAAACUUUAUGAGUUAAACUAUUCUGGAUUCUAGUGAUUUCCUUUGCUCUGUCUACAUCAGGAACU